Messenger RNA from Daphnia pulicaria, 2346 nucleotides. RefSeq names its product heterogeneous nuclear ribonucleoprotein U-like protein 1. Gene Ontology annotation, molecular function: protein binding. The coding region runs from base 1 to 2346 and encodes 781 amino acids. The transcript is spliced from 8 exons. The record is from RefSeq and is a predicted model, not a curated record. NCBI's taxonomy places the organism in Eukaryota, Metazoa, Arthropoda, Branchiopoda, Diplostraca, Daphniidae.
AUGACGGUAAAUGGAUUACCGCGUCGGAAUUACUACACUAGAAGGUUGGAGAUAUUGCACAAAAGGUGCCUUACAUGUGUAAAUAGUUUGCUCACAAUUGCUGGCAAACGGCAAAGGAAUUACAUUCUUGAUCUUACUAAUGUCUACACUUCAACACAGCAGAGAAAUAUGUCUUACUUUUCUGGAUUCAUACGCAAAGCAGUUGUAAUUGUUCCAACAGAAGAAGACGCCAAGGUUAGAGAAGAUGAGAAAAUUCAAGAAGAGGGUCAAGAAGUAGCUGACUAUACUGUCAUGCUAAUGAAAGCAAAUUUCAAAAUUCCAUCAGUCGAUGACACGUUUUCUGAAGUUGAAUUUCCUGAAUUGGCAUUGGAAGAGGCAACAAAAGUCAUUGAAAAGUACAAAACCGAAGCAUUUAAUGAUGAAUACGGUCAGCUGGAAAGACAAUGUCAAACCCAAAGAAAUGGCCAUGAAAAUGAUCUCAAUGACUGGCAUAGCAGUCACAGUGGACGUGUUAGCAAUCGCGGACCUCCAUCACCUACAUCCCAUUCUUAUUUACCUCGUCAAGAACAUCAUAUUCCUAUUUCUCCUUCACUUAAUAGCGAAGAAAAAGUUAUUGAAGAGGAAAUUUUACCGGACUCUGGAGAUCCAAUUGAUCCUUUAGCCGAAGAAUCGAUAGAAGAUAUUCGCGCUUUAAAAGAUUGUCAUCAAGUUGAAGCUGUUGAAGAUGAAAUAGAAUUUCUUGAAGUAUUUAUGGAUACAGAAGAAUUGGAAGAAAGAUCAGAAGAAGAAAGGCAACGAAAUAGAUCACCAGAACCAGUCAUUGAAAAUGAAGAAGAUGAGCCUGAAUAUGAUAAAACUUUGGUCGUGCUCGACUGGUAUAAUUCAGAUCUCAACCUAAUCAUAAACAAAACUGAUUUCGUUAGUGGCGCUCCGCUAACUGAAGCUGUAUUUGCUUACAUGUAUGCUGGAGCUCGCGCAACGUAUGGCUUUGAAAACGGAAAAGUUUGCUAUGAAGUGAAGGUUACGGAAAAUUUAGCAGUUUGUCAUGUAGAAGAAUCGGAGCCUAAUCGCCACAUUGUUCGUGUUGGAUGGUCGGUCGACUCUACUACUUAUCAAUUGGGCGAAGAUCAAUUUUCUUACGGCUACGAAUGUACGGCAAAAACAUAUGGAAAAAGUGAAAUCAAAGACUACGGGUUGCCUUUCAAAUUGAACGACGUGGUCGGUGUUUACCUGGACGCUUCGGAGGAAAAACAAUCAGUUGAAAUAUCUUUUAGCGUCAAUGGUGUGCCUCAAGACGUAGCAUUCUCUCUGCCCCGAGAGGAAUUGAAUGGCCGAGCACUUUUCCCACACAUCUUGACCAAAAAUUGUCGAUUUGAAGUAAAUUUUGGCCAAAAAGAAGAUCCUUGGUUCCCACCAACGGAAGGCUACGAGUGGGCUAGCGAAAUUCCUCUCGAAAAGCGUUUACGAGGAGCAAUCGCGCCAAGUACUAGGGCUAAAUGUCAGAUAAUCGCAAUGUGUGGUCUACCCUAUGCUGGGAAAACUACGUAUGCCAACAAAUUCUCUGCGGAAAAUCCCAAUCGAAAGUUCAAUGUUUUGGGAACAAAUGCGAUCCUUGGUAAAAUGAAGGUAAAUGGAUUACCGCGUCGGAAAACCUACACUGGAAAAAAGUAUUCCGACUUGUUCAAUAAGUGCAUUCACUGUCUAAAUAAUUUGAUCAAAAUUGCUGCCAGACGGCGUAGGAACUACAUCCUUGAUCUAACAAACAUAUACCUUGUUGCACUGAACAAGAAAAUGAAAAGCUUUUCUGGAUUCAAACGCAAAGCAGUUGUAAUUGUUCCAACAGAAGAAGACGCAAAAUAUCGAGAAAAAAAGAAAAUUCAAGAAGAGGGUAAAGAUGAAUCAGACUCUAUCGUCUUGCAAAUGAAGAUAGAUUUCAAAUUUCCAACAGUUGACAAAACGUUUUCCGAAGUUGAAUUUCCUGAAUUGGAAAAGGAAGAGGCACUUAAAGUCAUUAAAAAGUACAGCACCGAAGCAAAGGCUGCUCAAGUCAUUUUGCUUACACCGAAAAUAGAAGAAGACAACCUAGAAAAUGGCCAAAAUAAUAAUCGUCACAGAGAAAGCGACAGCAAUUCUGCAAGCAAUUCGAUGGGACAUACACCUCAAUUACCUAGAAGUGAUACCGACCCUCCUCGUCCUGAAUCCUCCCAGAGAAGUACCGAACCGCGCGUAGCAGCCAAUCUUUGUAAUCCCGAAAGUGUCCUACUUGGAGCUAGGCGAGGACUUUUAGCAGGAGCAUCACCGAUGAAAUUAAUUUCGGAACCCAUAACUCCAGGACCACCUUCAUAA